UUUCAAAUUAGUCGCUAUGAUGGUUAGCCCCCUGGGGGAUCUGGUGGCCGAUUCCGUCACGAUUCCAGUGCAGAGUAUUAACCGUUACAAGACGAAUUUGACCAUGGUGCAGACCAAGGAUCACAGCAAGUUGACGGUGCAGGUUGUCACGCGGACUCUACCGGGGGCUUUCACGGGUGUGUCGCUCAUCCGGUCGGCCAAUUACAUGUUCCAGGCGGACAACGAAAUCACCUACAGUCGUAUGAUUCGGGCUCUGUAUCAACUGGAACCAAUCUCUAGAUCAGUUAGCGGAAUCACUUGGACAGACCGAGAGGGAAGCAAAGCGGAUAAAAGUCAGUACUUUAAAUCGGCCAAUCCAGGAGCGGAUACAAAGCGAACGUUCAAUUUGGCCAGCCUUUUAGUCUUUACCGACGCCAGGAUCAGUCAAUAUCCCGACACAGCCAAUUGCAACAAAGCAAACGGAUACGAGCCGUGCAUGGCCGUCGGAUGCUUCCACAAGGAUCAGCGCUGCGAUGGAAAAUCGGAUUGCACCGACGGAUCUGACGAGGAUGAUUGCAAGUCUUGAUUGAAUUAAAC
Daphnia pulicaria is the source of this 576-nucleotide messenger RNA. RefSeq lists its product as uncharacterized. Gene Ontology annotation, molecular function: protein binding. The transcript has 4 exons. The coding region runs from base 17 to 565 and encodes 182 amino acids. The record is from RefSeq and is a predicted model, not a curated record. Lineage: Eukaryota; Metazoa; Arthropoda; Branchiopoda; Diplostraca; Daphniidae.